This is a messenger RNA of Lymnaea stagnalis (great pond snail), 5701 nucleotides long. Lineage: Eukaryota; Metazoa; Mollusca; Gastropoda; Lymnaeidae. The record is from the annotation of a GenBank genome assembly.
GUUCCGUCUAAAGAUGGUGUCUUAUGUCUUGUAAACAAUUGAUGCGGAAAUUAAUUUUUACACAGUUAAUUAAAUAUACUAUAAAAGAAAACUACUUACUGUAAUACUAAAAUACUUAAAGCUUAGGUAGGCCUAAUAGUUAACAGUUUUAGAUAUUCUUAUUUUCGUUAGGCUUAUAUUAUUAAAUCGUUGACAAUCAUUUCUCACUUCGGUUUACAGUUUCUCACUUUUUAUGAAAGAGGCCUAAGCCUAAGCCUUAUAAAAAAUAACUAUAUCUACAUAAUUUAUGUAGAUAUAUUUAUUUUUUAUAAGGCUUAGAACUUAGGCCUCUUUCUUAGUACAUCUUAGUCUUACUUCUUUUCUUUAAAUUUACACUCGUGAUCUUUUUGUGUGUUUUGUUUAACAUGUCAUGAUUGAGGAUGGGCCUUCUUCUUAUAAUUAUAACUUAUACUUAUUUUAAGAAAACAAUUAAUUUUGUUUUGUUGUUGCAAUUUGAUUUGAAGAAAAAAUAGACUAGACGGCUUUACAAUUUAGCGUUAACUAAUACUAUCUGGACUAAAUUUUAUAAAGAAUACACGUAAGUUUACUUGCGAUAAUACGAAAUUCGAUCAGAAAUAAUACACACACCUGAACUGCAAGAUUACUAAAAAUGCUAAUAAUGGCAUUACCAGUACCAGUAUUAAAUUACUAAAUUAGGUAAGGGGAUAGGGACUAUGAAAUAGUGUUAGUGGUUGAGUGAAGUGCUGUAUGUAGGUAAACUUAAUUUGGCUGCUCUUAAUAGUUUUAUUAAUUUAAUUAGUGGACUUUGUUUUAAAUGGGGACACAUAAGUUUUCUGCUACUUUAAUAACAAUGUUAUUUUUACUUUAAAACUUUAGGCCAUUGGUGAAAACUGGUUCAGCCAAACCAUUUCCUAGUUUUAGUUUUUGUUGAGUUUGGCAAACAAGUUAUUAAAUUAUGGAAAUAUCUUAAAUAACAGUGUUAUUGUAAGUUUUAUUUUUUGUCAGGUACUAUUUAAUUUAAUAUUUCCAUUAAUAUUUUGAAACUUUCUUAUAACAUAAUAACAUAGUUGUCCUAAUUUAGUUCUGUGUACCUGAUGGUCAUCAGGGCAGACAAAAGUUGUUAAAAUAUUUGAUUCCUCCCCCCCCCCCCCCUGAAAAAAACAAACAAACAAACUGCUUUAGCAUUUAUAUUGAUUUAAACCUAAUCAUUCACCCUUACAACUACCUCUGAACUCCCACCCCUCAAAUCAACUUACUGACAACUUCUUUCCAAAUCAGGCAAUCCCAUCUCAACCCUAGUCCCCUAUUAGGUCACACUCUCCCCCAUUUACCCUUGCCUUAUUCCUCUCACCUUACCACAUCACUCUAGUCCUUUAUAAGAGCAAUUUAGUUAAUCUUUUUAAAAUAUUAAAAUUGAACUUUCCACUAUACAAUAUUAACUAUUAACCCCAAAAAAUCUUUUUGUUCUUACUUCAGAGAGAAUAAAAUUAGAAAUGAAUUAAUUAGAAUUCAGGAAUCAGUUGUAUCAUUUGAAUAUACUUCCUUCUACCUAAAAAUAAACUUGCAUACACAGGGCACAAGUAAUUAAGCUACUGAUAUAUUAUUAUUACUUGUCAGAUUGGGAAAAACUGUAGAUGUCAAUGUGGUCAAAGGCUGAUAAAAACUAAUAUAAUGUCUCAAUCACAUAGAAGUUCAAGUAUUUGUUACAAAUCAGACAUCUCUAUUUUUUUUUCAAGUCGAAAUUUCCCUUUUCUAUAGUGUGUUUGUUCUUUUAAAGUUUGUUGCCUGGCGGCAAACAUUUAAUUUUUUAGAAUAUACAUAAUUACUAGAGAAAAAAAAACACAUGCAUUAUAACUUAAUUACUCAUUAAGAUUUGAGAUAAUGAUGUAGAGUGUAAGUUUCUAUUUAUGUAAUAUUUUAAGCUCUUGCAGAAUCCAGUAAAUGUCAAAAAAAGACAGAAGACGUGUGCUGGCACAAAUAUGGGGAACACCAACAAGUCACGAUAUAGACAUGGUUGAUGAAGGCGACCAAAUUGUAGUUUUCUCAAAUUUCAGGGGCAUUAUCAAUUGGUGGAUGGAGAUAUUCAAGGUCUGUAAAUAUACCAUCUAUUAAUUUCAUUUUAAAUAUAAUUUUGACUGACAAAUAACUUUACAAGAAUAUCAAUACUUAAAUAUAUAGAUCAUUUUAUGAUAAUCAAAUGAUUAAUAUAAUGGAUUUUCAAUAAUUAUAAAGUAAUAUUGAUGUGAUUCUGACAUUUUAUUUCAGACUUACUAUCCAAACAUCAAGUGUCGUGAAAAGGGAGAUAUCAUUAAGAUUAAACCAACCAUGGGUGUGACCAUCAAAUUGAAUAAAACAACAAAACUCAUGAGAGUCAGUGGUAAAAAUCACUGGCCAUGGUUUGUCGAUACUUUUGAAAAAUUAUUAGAUAUAGGUAAUGGAGAUGCCAUUGAACUACCAAGUGAUGGAGCAUCUGGUGUCUCAGAGAAUUCAGUCACUAGAUAUCUGCAAUUAAAUAAAGAUGAUGAAGAGGUACAUUAAACAACUAAUUUUUAAACUUAAUGGGACAUUUCCUAUCUGAUUUUUUUCGCUCUUUUAAAUAACUUCGUAACAUUUUAUGUGGGCCAUUGACAUUGUACAAACUUAAUCUUCCAGUUUAUUUUUAGUAAGGGAAUUAAAUAAAAGAAUUCUAUAUCACUCUUUGUAAAUAAAAUUAUAUUGUUCAUGUCCACAUGUUAAAAAAAUACUUUCAAAAUGCCCAUAGUGUCUGUCUUCUAUAACUAAAAUUUAAAAUGAGAAUUUUUCCUCCUAAUUAACAUGCAGGUUCAGGAUUUGUUAGACCGGAUCCCUGAGGGCGGAGGUAUCAUGCAUCAUGAGUUCAUCAUGCGUCUUUGGAAAAGCUUACUUGAUGACUGGUUUGGAGUGGGAGGGGCUGUUUAUAUAGUUACCCCUCGAAUUGACUCAGAAAGGCUCUUUCAAGUUAUGUUACUGAUGAUAAGGAAUAAAGGCACAGGUUUUACAGUAAGAUGUCUUAAUAUAAAAUUUCAAGAAAUAUUUUUCUGAAUUCUGAGAAGACUUGAAAAUAUUUUGCAAAGACAACUUAAUAUUGAUAUUGUAAAGAAUUUUAUAUUUUAAAGAUGUAGAUUGAUAUAGCAGAUGGGAAUUAAUUAUGAUUAAUAUGGUAAUUUAAGUAUACCAAGUACAGGUUUUGGCUUCCUCUUAGUGGGUAACAAAGUUGCUUUUUUCUCUAACAGAAAUUAAGUUAAAAAAGAAUAAACACUCAAUGCCAGAAUUAUAAUCCCCAAAGAUUUUAAGUUUAUUGCCAAGUUCCUUAAACAGUUAUUUUUUUUAAGUCAGAUUUUUAAAACUUCACCAUUUCAUCCUUCAUGUAAUGGCAACAAUAGACAUUAAAUAUUCUUAAAAAUUGACAAUUUAGGUGACCCUUUUGACCCCAGCUAAACAAGAUGGUGAACGUUUUGAAAAAAUCAUGGAGAAAACCAAACGCAGAAUGAAGGAAGUUAAAACAGCUCAAGAUUCCCGACUUGUUUCAGAUAUCAAGCUCCAGUGGGUGCUUAACACUCUUCAAAUCCAGCACGAAGAAUUUUCUACAAAUUUCAUUGCAGCCCACAAGGAUGAAGAGGGAGAGGUGCUGACCACCACUGCCCACUUUCACAAAUCUCAUUUUCACCACCAGCUGAAGGACAACGUCUGCUAUAAUAGGCUGAGUGCUCAUGAUCUUCGUAAAAAUUAUCUCUUGCCACUCAAUAUUGGUAAUAAUGUUUUUUAAUGGUAAUUUUGUUUUGUGUAUCUGAUGUGUGCAUGUUGAUUUACAUAAUUGCUCAUUCCAAAGUAUUGAAAAAAUUUAAAUCAUAAUUUUUCUGAGAGAAUAUUUGAUGACAAGAAAUAGAAGAAAGAAACAAUAAAGACGAUUAACGCAAUAAUAACUUUUUUGAUCAAUUAUUUGGCCUGACCGCUUGAUGCCCCUGUUAUAAGGGCACUACUUGUUUCAAGAAAAAUAAUUGUACUAAAAAGUAUGUUUUUGCCCUUUAUGUCUGUUGUCAUAUCAAUAGAUUAAAUUAUUUGAUUGACAAAUUUUACUACAUCUUUAUAUUGAUACAAGCUCUUUAAAUAUUUUAAUUUUUUCCUUUAAAAUGAAAUCUAUUUCAACAAGGUGUAUUAAAAUUAAACAACAUAAAUCUGAAACUCAAAAAAACACACAAAAAAACACUACAGAUUAUCAAGAUUUAGCAUAUUGAUAAUUGUUGUAGUGAUAUUGAAGUUCCAUUUACAUUCCAUUUUUAAAUUAGUUCAAAGUGGUUGUGAAUUUUUAACUUACAUUCCUAGGUAUAAAUUAAAAUUAGCUAUAAAUAUGGCCUUUUAAAAACUUUAUUUUGGAAUUUUUGUUGUAAAUAGUAAAUGUUCUACUCAAGUUGUAAUUUUACAUUGUUGUAUACAUGAAUUAUUUCUCUAUUUGAAUGACUCGGUGCCUUUUUAAAAAUAUUGUGUUGCCAUUUUCAUUUGUACAGAUUCACAUGUUAGUGUAUUAGCCAGAAAAUCGGGAAAAUAAACUUCGUUUCUUUUAUUAUAUGUGUCUUUUAUUUAUGUUAUUAUUUUUAGCACAUUAACACAUUUUUAGCAGGAUUAGAGCUAUCACACAUUUAUCAGAUUAAGAACAUAAAGAUUGCUUGUUAUUAAACUCAUAAAUGUACAAUUGAUGGAAGUUUAUUUCUAUUUAUAGGAAAAUCUAUUGCUGAUUUUAUUAAGUUAUUAAUUUAUAACUUGUAUUUUUGUCUAAUAAUAUAAUUAUUUUGUAUAUGAAUAUAGAAUAUAAUAUUUUCUUUAGUCAACAGGUCUUUUUUUUUUUCAAAGACAAAUAAAUUUUUAAAGUUUUAAAUUUCAGACAUACCCAAAAUGUAAAAAAAAUAAUUAAUUUAUACUUAAAGAAAAAUAUUUAUAUAUAAAGUUCAUAGGUAUGUAAAUUAAAUAAACUUGUGAAAAAGAUACUGCUUAAUCAUUUAAUAUUUUGUUUAUUAUUUAAAGGUGGUACUCUAAUCUGUCCAGUGUUAUCUGUACAUUCUUAUAUACACAGUGUCCAGAAAAAAGGGAAUCAUUUUGAUGAUUGGUCAGUGGAGAGUGCUUCUUGAAGCCUGUGUUGAUACUAAUGGACACUGUCGAGUAUGAGCGUUCAUUAGGAAUUGUUGCGACUCAAUAUUAUGUUCAUUAGUUGUUGAACGCUUUUCCCGCGCUUGACUAUUAUAGUUAGUGAACGCUCUUCCCGCCAUUGUAAUCGUGACGUAUUGUCUAUGCAGUGUUGUGACGUAUGUUGUAGUCGUGCGGCAGUCUUGAGUGGAACCUUGGAGUGAUAGGAUGUUUAUUAUAUUUACUUAGAUAUUAAAGUUAUAGUUAUUAGGAAAAGGAGUUGAGUUUGUUAAUUGAUAGUUAGAAUAGUACGACGCUUCAACGUAUGAAAGAACUGACGAAUGUAAUCAAUCCAAGAAGACGUUAGGAGUUGACAUGGGGGCUUCUCAUCCGGGAUUGGUGAACCUCGUUAUUUUCAUACGUGAGGUAAAGUACAAGAACAUUCUUAUUAUUCAACUUUGGUGAAGUUACAACCAUCGUCCAUUGUUCCCGUAUUUCAAUGUCGAAGCCCCGCUGCCACCGUGUGUCAAGUUUAUGUGAGUUGCAUACACCAGUAACUCCAUCA